Molecule: messenger RNA, 870 nt
Organism: Dibothriocephalus latus
Lineage: Eukaryota; Metazoa; Platyhelminthes; Cestoda; Diphyllobothriidea; Diphyllobothriidae
Source: the annotation of a GenBank genome assembly
AUGUUAAGUCAGACUACCGUGGAUGUCAUGAUUGCCCACACCAUGGAAAUCGACAAGCGAAUUGACAUGUCAUCCGACUCUGAAAAUGUAAAGGUCUGUGUUCGCUGCAGGCCGAUGAAUGAGAAAGAGGAACAACAGAAUUUUUUCACCGUUGUCAAGGUCGACGAAGAGGCAGGUGCGGUACAUUUGCGGUCGCCAGAUGAAUCAGAGGACGGUCCAACAAAAAUGUUCACUUUUGACUACGCAUUUGGAAUGGGCAGCAAACAGCUGGAUAUCUUCAACAAGAUCGCCAGACCAAUAAUCGAAAAAGUGUUUGAGGGCUAUAAUGGCACCAUUUUUGCUUAUGGACAAACCGGAACGGGCAAAACAUUCACCAUGGAAGGAGUCAGGUCCGUACCGGCUCUUAGAGGCAUCAUACCGAAUUCCUUUGCGCAUAUUUUCGGUCGGAUCGCAAAGGCCGACUCGAAGACCCGAUUUCUUGUUCACGUUUCCUACCUGGAGAUUUAUAAUGAAGAGGUUCGUGACUUGCUUGGGAAGAACCAGCAAACGAAGCUGGACGUGAAAGAAAGACCCGACUGCGGUGUUUACGUGAAGGACCUGUCAACAGUAAUGGUGCAUUCCCCAAAUGAAAUGGAAAAGGUUAUGUGUUUGGGAAACAAAAAUCGGUCCACGGCAGCGACGAAUAUGAAUGAACACAGUUCGCGUUCUCAUGCAAUUUUCACGGUUACAGUGGAGUGCUGCGAACUUCUGGAAUCCGGAAAGGAGACGCUUCGUCAGGGGAAACUUCAUUUGGUCGAUUUGGCCGUAAGCAUUAUAUUUAAAAGAAUUGCAAUUUUUCCCUUUAUUAACAUCUGCUGGUUUUUCCCAUAA